Messenger RNA from Daldinia vernicosa, 4061 nucleotides. RefSeq lists its product as uncharacterized. The record is from RefSeq and is a predicted model, not a curated record. The transcript has 2 exons. Lineage: Eukaryota; Fungi; Ascomycota; Sordariomycetes; Xylariales; Hypoxylaceae. Bases 663 to 3647 code for a protein of 994 amino acids.
CCCAAACUCCUCCAUUCCUCCCAAGAAGCUGCCUGGGCUAUUACUUGGAAAUUAUCUGGUUUCUCCCGCUUCACCCAAAUAUUUUUGUGCCGUCUACAACGUCUAACAACGGGGAUUCUUCAUACACCCUUGCAGCUACGAACUGCGUCGAGUCAUAACUUUUACUUGUUUCACUGCAUCUUACCUACAUAUCAAGUUGCAUACAUUGCUGGAUCCUAUUCUCCACAGCUAUCACAACCCGCAUUUACGCCUCGACUCCAUUUGCGUAGUGCCAUCACCCAUAUCCUUUCCCCCCACCAUCAACUUCGGUCCAAUCCUGUCUAGACGCCUCAUUCUGAAAUCCAUAAUCUCCCUUCCUCAAGUUCGCUUUUCGCAUUGCUCUUCGGUAGUACGCGCGCCUUCGCUUGUUGCCUCUUGUACAUAAAUUACGACCUCUCCUCGAUCAUCGCAGCCUGUUGUCCCCCUUUCCUCCUUUUUCCUACGUGCCAUGUACUAGAUAUUUCGGAUCGCGACCCAGCCGCGUCCGGUAGGGUCGCCUAGGCUCCCGACACCUCCCAUCGCUAUCGAGAAUAAAUACCGAACCAUCCCCCUUCAUCAAUUCCUCUGUCGCUUCAUCUUCUCUCUCUCCCUUCGAUGCCCUGGACCGAGGAACGCUCAACCCAAUGGCAGGAUCCAUCCCCGACCUGUCAUUACCAAACAGCCCUUUCUUUAAUAUCUAUAGCGAUGCGCAUAUGAUUGCCAAUUCGCCAUCUCUUCCCGGUGGACCAUGCAAUUUCGUGGACUUAACUCGCGGUGCCCAGGGACCUAAGUGUGGAUGCCGUCGCUUCUGGAGUCGCGGCGCUUUCUCGCCCAGGACAAGCAGAGGGAGCUCGGUAGGAAUCUCCCCAGCGUAUGCUCCUGGAUACCCUAAUGGAAAUACCGGAUCCGAUGAAUCUGCUUGGUGCAUGUGUUCCCAUCAUGCCUGUUUUCACGAUGAUAUUCGCGAUAGUCAACCUCCUGUCGCAGCCACAGCUAAUACUGACGUCGUGGACAAAGGCCAGGAAAAUGAGCGGCCUAGGACCAGUAGGGAGCCCCUUACACCAGUAGUACCGGAUCUAUCUUUCAAGAUGCCGGCGCCAGCGGAUCCAAAUAUAGAUUUUUAUACGUUCAAUGAGUUCCCUUUUUCAAAUCUCGCGGACCAGGAGAACGCGGUACCGAAUCAGGUCGCGGGACCCUUACCACCACCUUCUAUCCCGGAUACGUUAAGUUGGACCAACCUAAUUCAAUCUGAGCCAGACGAAGGAAGCCAACUGCCCCCAAUCCCAAGCCAAUGCCUAAUUUCUUCGCAGCCGAGCUCUACGACAUCGUCUGCCAGAGUAGGAUAUCUGCGGCCGUUUGCCGGGAAAGGACUAGGGACACUAAGUGGUGUCAGAUCCAAGUUAUGCGAGCCUCCUCUAGAACAGGAGGAUGAAAUCCACCCACCGGAGGAGAAUACUGUUGAGCCCAAUAUGGAUCCUAAUAUGGAUCAAUCCUUGGAUGAUGGACAAACGGUCGCAAAUACCCCGAGCUCUUGUAGACAUGAAGAUAUAACCGAGAGGCAGAGCUUAUCUCCUGGACUCGAUCGACAGGCAAUCAGGCAAUUGUCCGACGCUGUUCAAGGGCACGAACAGCGAUUGGAUCGGCUCGAGAAUCCAUCGGUUUCGGUCGUUGGCCAUGACGGCUGUGAUGAGAAGCACGAUCAGAGUGACCUGAGGAUAACUGAACUUGAGUCGCGCGUGGAAGAAGUCGAAAAGUUAAUUAACGAUGGCACGCAGGUUUCUGAUCAUCGCGCCCGGCGCCUAAAUGUUAACGAGUCUAUGACCAGUGUAGCGUCCGUUUCCACCGUCGGAAGCGAGUACGUGGCGAGCCGUGCGGAGCUUUACAGUCAACUUCAAGCCCUAAAGUCGCAGUUAAGUCAACUGCAAGGCCUAUCGUCCUUCCCAUCCUAUACUCGCCCAUGGGAGAUUGAAGUUAUCUUUCUGCCUUUCCCUUUGAAGAGUGUAUGGAUGGAAUUCCACGACUACGCGAGCCAACGCACUCCAGGCAGCAGUGUUGAACCCGAUCAGUGGACGCAGCUGCCUAAUAGUUCCUCCGUUUUGGAAUCUCAGUCUGCUGAAUUUAACGAUUGGGCCGGGCCCGAGCUUGAGUCAGAGUGGCUGCUAGCUCGGGCCUGUGCGCCGAACCGUGUUAUUGAACAACGGCUUAAGAGUCGAGGUCUUGUUAAGAACGUGACUAUUCGCGGCUCGGAUGCUCGAAGCGUUCAUCAAGCUAUUUGUGAUGCAUUCGGAACUUUGUUCCGUACCUUCUCUCGUAUGCAAGCAAAUGUUCAUCAUGGUUCGACUCAACACUACCGCGUAACCAAGUUUCUGGGUCUCCAGUCGCCAUGGGUACCUUUGCGCAAAAUACAUAAGGAUUCAAGACUGCGGUUCCUAUCACCGCCUGAGAUGGUCACACCGGUGACGUGGGACGUUUCAUUCCUACGCUCAAGCGUUGUCAUGAAGGCAACCGGCACUCAACGUCUUUUUAUUACUCAUCCCGAGGCGUACCUUCAGGAUCAAGAUGCGUACGAUAAUGGGUGGAAUUGGCAGAGGCUGCGAGAAUUAAGCCGCGUCUACGCGAAUUCUCAAAGUAGCUGUCAAGAAAUUCCCGAGGCAGAUGCAAUGGAAGACUGUUGGGCGUGGAAUGACAAUCUCGACGAGCAUCCCUCAAGCACCAAUACAUCUCAACCUAUUAUUAGUCUCCGACAAGCAGCACAGCGUAAUUGGCAUAGGAUGUCUAUGUCGCCGGCCCCGGGUCUUCUCACGGGAACUGCCCGACCCUCCCCUUCUCUUGGAACCAAUCGUUCCACUUCCCGCUUUAAAUCUCCAGCAAUGCUCAGAGAACGCAAAGGCUCUAGACCACCUCAUGUUCGCACAAACUCUAUGCCACCAACAGCACCAACCCUUGAAUCACCUAUCCAAACAAAACGGCGAAUAACAUCAUAUGUUCACCAAUACGAGCGCCGUCCGUCACCACAAGUCGUCCGAUUAGUUCCUGCAACGGGACAUAUCGCAGCCAUCGCAAAACGCCGGAGCACUCGGUCCCCAUCGGUCCGACCGCGAAACACGCCGCGUUGGAGUACGGCAUCGCCCAGCCCGGUGCCCGAAGCGUUUGUUGCUCGUAAUUCGACACCAUUCUAUGCUACACCGCAUAGCAAUGCUCCUGGCUUCGAAGGACGGGCCGGUCGUAGCGUAGGCAUUGUCGAUGACGGUGGUGAUACGGGAGAAAGCGGUAGCGGGACCGAACACCACGAUGGCGAAGAAUCUAUGGACGAGGACGAUGAUGACGACUCAGCCGAUGACAGCCCUAUGGUCGACUUUUCACACCAGAGAGAGUCCGAGGAGUCCUGGCAGGAUGGUCAAUUGCAUGGUGGUCAGGAAGACGAAGUAUGGCGAGGCAUAGAAGACGUAGAAAACCACGAUCCUGACAUUGAUAUCCACGAGGAUGACGACGCUAUGAGCGACGACAAUAUGAGUCAGGGUUCUAGCGUCCCAAGUGAGUAUCCCAGCAAUCAGCCGGCGUUGAUGGAUGCCGAAGAGGGCUAUCGGGUUUAUGAAGAUGGUAACCCAGCUGGGAAGCGAAGCCUUUGAUUUACGUCCAAGUUUUAGAUUAUCGUUGCUGCAUUUAGAUUUCAUACUUCUCGGUUACGGCGUAUCGUGCAUGAUACACAAUGCGAGGGAUUUAUGUUAACGACGAUGGCGGCAUUGGAGCAUGGCGUUUGGGGUAGGUAUAACAUAUUGGGCUAUAUACUGUUGCUACUUAGCGGAUCCUCUGGCGGAUGUUGUCUUGUUUAUAGGGCGAGCGAUAUAUUGUCAUCUGGCCCUCGAGCCUUGUUUAUCUUUCCCCUCUCAAAGAUGUCUACUUUUGAAUAUGUUGUUGGUUUCCCGAGCGCUCUCGUGCGGGGCUAGGUUAGGAUAGGAGAUAGGAUAGGAGAUAGGAUAGGAUAGGGUGAGAGGAGGCGUUGGAUAUUUAGUAAUGGCAAAAAUCAUCUCUUUGUUCGUGUA